This is a messenger RNA of Lotus japonicus, 925 nucleotides long. Its product is annotated as proteasome subunit beta type-3-A-like. The record is from RefSeq and is a predicted model, not a curated record. Bases 77 to 691 code for a protein of 204 amino acids. The transcript has 6 exons. Gene Ontology annotation, biological process: proteasome-mediated ubiquitin-dependent protein catabolic process. NCBI's taxonomy places the organism in Eukaryota, Viridiplantae, Streptophyta, Magnoliopsida, Fabales, Fabaceae. Gene Ontology annotation, cellular component: proteasome core complex; proteasome core complex, beta-subunit complex.
UCGAAAACGUUUUUUCAUAGUACACUUGCAUUUGCAGAGGUAGAGGAACACUGGUUUGUCUUGUUGGAAUCCAAAGAUGUCAAUCUUCGAGUACAAUGGAAGUGCCAUAGUCGCCAUGGUUGGCAAGAACUGCUUCGCCAUUGCCAGUGAUCGCAGACUCGGCGUUCAGCUCCAAACCGUAGCCACCGAUUUCCAAAGGAUCUUCAAAGUUCACGACAAGCUCUUCAUCGCUCUCUCUGGUCUCGCCACCGAUGCUCAGACACUGUACCAGCGUCUCGUUUUCCGACACAAGCUUUAUCAGCUUCGUGAAGAGAGGGAUAUGAAACCAGAGACCUUUGCAAGCUUGGUCUCUGCUCUUCUUUACGAGAAAAGGUUUGGUCCAUACUUUUGCCAGCCUGUAAUUGCCGGAUUAGGGGAUGAAGACAAACCAUUCAUUUGCACAAUGGAUUGCAUUGGAGCAAAGGAGCUUGCAAAAGAUUUUGUUGUUGCUGGCAGUGCAUCUGAGUCUCUAUACGGUGCUUGUGAGGCAAUGUUUAAGCCUGACAUGGAACCAGAGGAAUUGUUUGAGACCAUCUCCCAAGCACUGCUAUCAUCAGUAGAUCGUGACUGUUUAAGUGGCUGGGGCGGGCAUGUCUAUGUCGUCACGCCAACUGAAGUGAAGGAAAGGAUUUUGAAGGGAAGAAUGGAUUAACUUUUAAGCCACCUGGUCAUGCAUCUCACACCACUUUGUUUUCUUUCUAGUUCAGGGCUUUGUAUUUUGGGAUCGAAUGUUUAGUUCAAAUUUACCACCCAUUGUUGGGUACUUUGUUACUGCAGAACUUCAAUUAAACGUAUCCUCAAAAUUAUUUACAAACAGGUUCACUUGUUCUGUAUUUCUAUUUCUGUUAUAAGUGAAAGGAGAGCCUGGAGUCUUGCAUGCUGUGAA